Asparagus officinalis (garden asparagus) is the source of this 3201-nucleotide messenger RNA. RefSeq names its product B3 domain-containing protein Os07g0679700-like. Gene Ontology annotation, molecular function: DNA binding; zinc ion binding. The record is from RefSeq and is a predicted model, not a curated record. NCBI's taxonomy places the organism in Eukaryota, Viridiplantae, Streptophyta, Magnoliopsida, Asparagales, Asparagaceae. The transcript has 13 exons. The coding region runs from base 203 to 2950 and encodes 915 amino acids.
ACAAAGAGGAAUUCUACUUUCCUUUUUAUUUUAUUUUUCUAUAGCAAGAAAGCUGUGCCUUCAAGCAUCGUGCAUGCAUUUGACCUCCCCCUUUCUAUUUUCUCUCUCCUCUUUCUCUUCCUCUUUCUAUUCAAAAUUUUUCAUGUCGAUUCCUUCUCUCUUCGAUCGCCGAUCGCAUUAGAAAUCUUCGAAGACGAUCUCGAUGACUUCGAAGCGGUGCAUGAACGGUGGAUGCGGUGCCACGUUGUCCGCCGAGGAUUGGAGGAGGGGCUGGGCGCUGAGAUCGGGCGGAUUCGCUACGCUCUGCGAUAAGUGCGGAAUGGCAUAUGAGCAAUCAGUUUUCUGCGACUUGUUUCACCAGAAAGAGUCUGGCUGGAGGGAGUGCCUUUUGUGUGGCAAGCGGCUUCAUUGUGGAUGUAUUGCUUCCAAAUCUUUAUUCGAACUACUAGAUGGCGGAGGAGUCCAGUGUAUUAGCUGCAUGAAGAAUUCUGGACUUUCUGGACUUUCUUUUAUUCCAAGUGAAACCAUUCAAGAAUUUUUGCCUCAAUCCAGUCAAAGAGUUCUCUCUCUAGCAGGUAGAAGUCUAAAAGACGAGAAGGCAAAUGAAGACUCCAACGUACGAGUGGACGAGGAUGUAAUUAGCAAGGGCAAGGCCAUUCAGUUAGGCAAAAACAUGGAGGUUAACGGACAAAACAAUAUGCUUCUGGGCCGAAGAGAAAGCUUAAGUGGAUCUUUUGGGCAUAUUAAAAGAGAGCAAAUGGCAUUUCAUGCAGGGAAGGUGGGAAAUGCACAUAUUUCAAAUCAAGCUCAUAUUGCAUCAUCUCAAGUUUCCCAACGAGAUUAUGGUAAAGAUGUUAUGAAGGAUAACAUGCUAUGUGAAUCACUCACGCAGGCUUGUUUGAAUAUCAGCUUGGGGAAUUCAAACCAAAGAACCACUAUGGAACCUGCUCUUAGUACUGGAAUUCGCCCAUCUAGUGGAGUUGAAGAUGGAAGGGAUCAAAGUAGAUCACUAUCUGCUUUGCAGCAAGCGCAAAGGGCCCGCCAUCUUCUUCCCAAGCCAUCCAAAACAGGCCAAACAUUUUCUUCAGAGGCAUCAAAGGAGAUGCUUUCAAAUAUGCGUGUCGCAAGACCCCCUGCUGAAGGUAGGGGACGGAAUCAGUUACUUCCACGUUACUGGCCUAGGAUCACAGAUCAAGAACUACAGCAAAUAUCUGGAGAUUCUAAUUCAACCAUCGUUCCACUAUUUGAGAAAGUUUUGAGUGCAAGUGAUGCUGGGAGGAUUGGUCGUUUAGUUCUUCCUAAGGCAUGUGCAGAGGCCUAUUUCCCUCCAAUUUCUCAACCAGAAGGUCUUCCAUUAAAGAUUCAAGAUGCUAAGGGAAAAGAGUGGCAUUUCCAGUUUAGAUUUUGGCCAAAUAAUAACAGCAGAAUGUAUGUUCUGGAGGGUGUUACUCCAUGUAUACAGUCCCUGCAAUUGCAAGCUGGUGAUACAGUAACUUUCAGUCGGAUGGAUCCUGAAGGAAAACUCAUUAUGGGAUUUCGAAAGGCGACUAACUCUGUGCCUUUGCAGGAUUCUCAGAUAUCUGCAAUUGCUAAUGCUGGUCUUGGCAAUGAAACUUUCUUUUCGGGUGUUACUGAGAACCUAUCUAUAGUAAGUGGUUACUCUGGACUUCUUCAGUCACUGAAGGGAACUGCGGCUCCGCGCUUGAGCUAUUUUUCUGAACAUUUGAAUUUAGCUGACAGUGAUGUUAGUUGGCAAAAGACAGACACUCAUGGAGGCAGGUCAAAUGACGGAUUCCUGUUGCAGCCUUCACUGGCUCAAGAGAAGAAAAGAAGCCGUAAUAUUGGUGGCAAAAGCAAGAGGCUACAUAUGGAUAACGAUGACGCUUUAGAACUGAAGCUUUCAUGGGAGGAGGCACAAGACUUGCUGCGCCCACCUCCAAGUGCCAAACCUAGUGUUGUAAUGAUCGAGGAUCAGGAGUUUGAAGAAUACGAGGAACCCCCAGUUUUUGGCAAGAGAACAAUUUUCACAGCCCAAUUAUCUGGGGAACAAGAUCAAUGGAUUCAAUGUGAUGAUUGCUUCAAAUGGCGUCGUUUGCCUGUGGAUGUUCUUGUUCCUUCAAACUGGACGUGUGCUGACAACACAUGUGACCCGAGAAGAUCUUCUUGUUCUGUGCCGGAUGAAUUGAGCCCAACAGAAAUACAUAAUCUUCUUCGACAGGAUGCAGAAAUAAAAAUGAUGAGAACUCCAUCAAUCUCCAAGCAGAACACUCCAGACUUUGAAGCAUCCGGCCUCGACGCCUUAGCCACUGCUGCAUCUAUCGGUGACACAACAAAUCAAGCCACAGUCUCAGCUUCUGCAACUACAACCAAGCACCCAAGGCACCGUCCAGGCUGCACUUGCAUUGUUUGCAUCCAGCCCCCCAGUGGCAAAGGCCCAAAACACCACCCAAAUUGUACAUGUAAUGUGUGUUUAACUGUAAAACGACGGUUUAAAACCCUAAUGCUUCGCAAGAAAAAGCGACAGUCUGAGCGUGAAGAAGCUGAAGCCAACAAAAGGUUGAUGCUUCCAUGGGGAGCCAAAGAAGAAAUUGAAGGGAGUAGUAUCCAAAAGGAGAAUGAAUUGGGCAUAGACGCUGGAAAAGCCACUGUAGUGGGUGAUAUUGAUACAGGAAAAGGGAAGAUAGAUUUGAAUUGCCAACCAGAGGGGCUUCAGUCUUCAUCUAGGGUUAGCAUGAUGAGCCUACUUCAUGUGGCUAGUCUCCCAUUGGAGAAUUAUUUGAAGCAGAAUGGACUUACGAGUUUGACCUGUGAACAGCAGGUGAGCUCGAGUUCAGUUACGGUUCCACAAGCAAUGCCUGUUGAUGAGAGCGAGGAGAGGACACCUGAUGAAGAGGGCAGUGGUGAUGAAGGGCAUAUUUGCUCCGAAACUGCGAAAAGUGAUGCAUCUUGAAACUUUACGCAUAGUCUUGGUUUGGAAAUGGGCAUAUUUGUUGUGAAUGACAAUACUACACGAUCCUUAUCUUUUUUUCCCUGGUUUCACCUGUGCCUUUCCCUUGGUGGGUAUAUGUGUGUUAUGUCUGGCUUUAUUGAAUAUUCAUUUGUGCUAGUGAGGCUAUAGCAGGUUCAUAGAUUACCACAGGUUGUGUUCAUUGUUUGGUUGGAUUUUUUUAUGAUGUUAUAUAAUGGUUGGUACUUGUUUUC